AUGCCAUACCGAGUGCGGACCAGAUUCGUAUAACGACGUCUUUGAAAAGCCAAAGAGGGUCAGUGUGGACAAAGAACAAGUCAAUAUUUGAAUUUUGGGAAGUCGAAGUGACCUUUCGAGUUACUGGACGAGGCCGCAUUGGAGCUGAUGGAUUGGCAAUCUGGUUCACAGAAGAGCAAGGCUUGGAAGGUCCUGUUUUUGGGGCAGCUGACAAAUGGAAUGGCGUUGGAAUUUUCUUUGAUUCCUUUGACAAUGAUGGAAAGAAAAACAAUCCUGGUGUGAUCGUUGUAGGAAACAAUGGAAAACUUCUGUACGACCAUCAGAAUGAUGGUUCCACGCAAGCACUGGCAUCCUGUCAGAGGGACUUCCGUAACAAGCCCUAUCCUGUUCGAGUAAAGAUAAUUUACUACCAAAAAACACUGACUGUAUUAAUUAACAAUGGCUUUACUCCGGAUAAAGACGACUAUGAAUUUUGUGCCAAAGUGGAAGAUAUGGUGUUGCCACCACAAGGAUAUUUUGGAGUAUCUGCAGCAACAGGGGGACUUGCAGAUGAUCAUGAUGUCCUGUCUUUUCUGACCUUCCAGUUGACCGAGCCUGGGAAGGAAGUACCAACACCAGAUGCAGAAAUUCCUCAAAAAGAUAAAGAGAAGUAUCAAGAAGAGUUUGAACACUUUCAGCAAGAAUUGGAUAAAAAGAAAGAAGAAUUUCAAAAGGAACAUCCUGAUGUGCAAGGGCAGCCAGCGGAUGAUAUUUUUGAAACUGUAAGUGAUCGAGAACUGAGGCAGAUCUUUGAGGGGCAGAAUCGAAUUCAUCUUGAAAUCAAACAGCUUAACAGGCAAUUGGACAUGAUCCUGGAUGAGCAGAGGAGAUACGUCUCUGCAGUCACAGAUGAGAUUGCUAAAAGGGGAGCUGGUGUUCCAGGUCAACAAGGACAGGGUUCCCAGCAAGAGAUUGAGACAGUUGUGAAAAAUCAAGAAGAGGUCAUUAGACAAGUAAAUGAAAUGAGAAAUUCCAUGGCUGAUACUCUGAGAUUGAUCAGUGGAGCUCAACAUCCUGGCUCUGCUGCAGGAGUCUACGAAACAACGCAGCACUUCAAUGACAUCAAAGAACACCUUCACGUCGUAAAGAGGGACAUUGAGCAUUUAGUACAGCGAAAUAUGCCUUCUAGUGAGAAAUCAAAGUGUCCAGACUUGCCACCGUUUCCAUCGUGCUUAUCUACAAUGCACUUCUUCGUAUUUGUAGCAGUGCAAACAGUGCUAUUCAUUGGUUAUAUCAUGUAUAGGAGUCAACAAGAAGCAGCAGCUAAAAAGUUCUUUUGAUGACCUGUUCCUUUUGUGUGUACAUAACAGCAGUAUGUAUGCACAGAAAAUUAGACACUUCUGUAAAUGAGGGAAAUUUUAGUGUUUGAUAUACUUCAAUAUUGUAAAUUAUUGAAUUUUGUUUAAAAAAAAGUUCUCAUGCAAACGAUUAAUGCUAAAGUCAAAAACGGACUGGGGAGCAGCAGAGCAAAUGCUAGGUAGGGGAAUACUGCACAUCCUGUCUAAGGCUUUGUUUUCAGCUAACUUCCCCAUAAAUACUGGAAAGCAAAUGCUGUAUUCCUCUUCUUCUGUUAACAUUUCCGAGGAGGGAAUUGAA
Molecule: messenger RNA, 1635 nt
Organism: Apaloderma vittatum (bar-tailed trogon)
Lineage: Eukaryota; Metazoa; Chordata; Aves; Trogoniformes; Trogonidae
Gene: LMAN1
Product: lectin, mannose-binding, 1
Exons: 12
Biological process (GO): Golgi organization; endoplasmic reticulum to Golgi vesicle-mediated transport; endoplasmic reticulum organization
Cellular component (GO): endoplasmic reticulum-Golgi intermediate compartment; COPII-coated ER to Golgi transport vesicle; endoplasmic reticulum membrane
Molecular function (GO): D-mannose binding
Source: RefSeq, a predicted model, not a curated record